AUGACACCAGUUCUAAAAUUACAGCCGCAGCCCAAGUUAAUUACAUGCGCAUUUUGUUCUCGAAAAGCAAUCGGUUCUGCGCAAGCGGCCAGCGCGCAGCUGCGCGGGCGCAACUCGACGGACGGCCGUGCGCGUACGUGCGACAGUCGCGUGCCAGCGACGCACGAGCGGAGCCGAGUGGCGGCGGGCUUUGCCGACACAAACGCUACUCUAGCGCAGACCAUUGUAUAG
Molecule: messenger RNA, 231 nt
Organism: Leptosia nina
Lineage: Eukaryota; Metazoa; Arthropoda; Insecta; Lepidoptera; Pieridae
Source: the annotation of a GenBank genome assembly